CGGCUUGCCAUAAAGGACAGAGCCCGUCCAACUGAAGGACUGUGUAGUUCGAGAGAGCUGACGGGUUGAGUUCAGACGCAGGCAUGAUGGACCGCUGUAGGUGUUGCGUGCUGGUGGCCGGCUGUGCCAUUAUCGUCCUGGCUGUCGUGGUCGGGGAACCGGUGGACUUCAAGUACCAGUUCAUUAAUGACUGCAAGACUGCGCAGGAAGAAAGUACCUGUGAGGAUGUCUGGAGUGCCUUUGAGCAAGCGUACGUGGGCAAGGAUCCCAGCAAGGUCCUGCCGGAGGCCUACGAUGACCUGCUGUCCGUCGCACCUCCGCUGCCCAAGUGCAACCAGAUGUUGUUUUGGAGUGGGACCAGUGAGGUGGCCCACCAGGUGGCAAAGGGCUGUUACCAGACGCUGGAGGACACAUUGCUGGGAUCUGUACUGGAUGGUAAAAAGGAAUGGUGUGGGAAGAUGGGGAGCAAAGAUACUUUCACCUCUAGUUGUGCGUCUGGCUUAGAGAAUAACCCGUACAAAUCCUUCUGGAGCAGAGUGUCUACUGAGUUUGCAGCGGUUGCCUGCGGAAAAGUUGUCGUCCUGCUCAACGGCGACGAACUAAACCCCUUCUACCCUCAAAGUUAUUUUGCCCUAUUCGAAGUCGGGAAUUUCAAACACGGCGGUGCGAAAGAAGUGGAGAGUCUCACUGUCGUCCUGGUAACCAAGAACGAAGUUGGGGAUAAGUGUGACAAUACAUCUUUAAUGGACUUAAAGAAGAAACUCAAACCUGGAAUCAAUUACAUUUGCAAGACGGUGACAAAGUCUAAGCUCAUCAAAUGGACGAAGGAACGUGGCAAAUCCUGUAAACCCUGCUGGUGAAGCCCUCAUCUGCUCGUCCUUAGAGUGGUGGAGGGAUGACGUAUGUUGGCCAACCCGGAAGUGAGCGUCG
Gadus morhua (Atlantic cod) is the source of this 930-nucleotide messenger RNA. RefSeq names its product ADP-ribosyl cyclase/cyclic ADP-ribose hydrolase 1. Gene Ontology annotation, biological process: positive regulation of B cell proliferation. The transcript has 9 exons. NCBI's taxonomy places the organism in Eukaryota, Metazoa, Chordata, Actinopteri, Gadiformes, Gadidae. Gene Ontology annotation, cellular component: plasma membrane. Gene Ontology annotation, molecular function: NAD+ nucleosidase activity, cyclic ADP-ribose generating; phosphorus-oxygen lyase activity. The record is from RefSeq and is a predicted model, not a curated record. Bases 84 to 860 code for a protein of 258 amino acids.